Molecule: messenger RNA, 1987 nt
Organism: Stomoxys calcitrans (stable fly)
Lineage: Eukaryota; Metazoa; Arthropoda; Insecta; Diptera; Muscidae
Product: CLIP domain-containing serine protease B4-like
Exons: 13
Coding region: 180-1961 (593 amino acids)
Biological process (GO): proteolysis
Molecular function (GO): serine-type endopeptidase activity
Source: RefSeq, a predicted model, not a curated record
ACAACAGUGUUUCAAAAGAAUGAUCCAUUUCCAACUAAAUGUCGUCUUUCUGAUAACUCUAGAGGGACUUGUCUAAAGUACGAGUAUUGUCCCGCUGCUAUAACUGAAAGAAAUAUCUCAGUGUGUUAUAAUAAGGGAAAGGAUCAAUACGUUUGCUGUAAAAAAAAUUGUGGAAAGACAUGAAGCUAAGACGCUCAAACGAAGAUUGUGUUAGACCAAACUUCUAUAUUGCACGAGGAUUAAACACAGUAUACAAAGAAUUUCCUUAUAUGGUUGCCUUAGGUUGGAACUCGGCGUUAGCUAAGGACACAUACGAUUACAAGUGUGGCGGUGUUUUGAUUACGCGUAAUUAUGUACUUACCGCAGCUCACUGUGUACUAUUACAUGGCCUGCCACCAGACGUAGCCUUGGUGGGCGGUACCAAUUUAACCGAUGCUUCAAACAAGCCUUUGAAAAUCGUUGAAGUUAAAAGCCAUCCGAAAUACAAUCCAAGUGAAGAUUACCAUGACAUAGCCUUGCUAAAACUGGAGACUUUUGCAAAGGAGAGGGCAAUUUGUGUAUGGAGUUUGUAUUCAAUGGAUGACAUUAAUGUUACAGCACUGGCUGGCGCUUAUUCGGAAACUCUGUUAAAAACACAUUUAUCCGUCAUAUCAAAUCAACAAUGUAGUCAGCAUUUUUCUCGUGAAGAAUCACUACCAUCUGGUAUUGGAGAUUCUGGAGGACCGCUUAUAUUGCGCUCUACCAACCAAUUAGAAUUUGAAUUUCCCUACGUUGUAGGUAUAGCAUCUUUUGGGCGUGUAUGCGGCCUAGAUCAACCUGGAGUCUAUACGCGAGUUUCGGAAUAUGUUGAUUGGAUUGAAUCUGUUGUAGUAGCUUAUCUAAGCUACCCUCUAUACAAGUCUCUAACAACAGCUAUGAAUAUUAAGGUGGGAAUCUUUGUCGUGUUAAGUCUUCUAUUGCGAUACGCAAAUUCGUCUGGGAAGCCGUUCACAAACAAUUCGGAAAUAACAUUCCCCACCUUAGAUUUCCCUGUUGAUUGCGACCUACCAGAUAGUUCCAAGGGAAUAUGCCAGCUUCCUAAAUAUUGUCCUGCGGCCAUAACAGCUAAAAGUGUUUCCGUUUGUUAUGAAGACGAUACCAAUACAUAUGUUUGCUGCAAACGAGACUUGUGGGAUGAUUUUCCAAAUAGAAGACUAACGGCAGGUUGUGGCUUUCCAGUACAAAGCAUUUCAAAUGGCCUUCGCACAGAAUAUAUGGAGUUCCCUUACAUGGCAGCUUUAGGUUGGGAGUCCUUUUUUGGUGAUGAUGUGUUCGAUUACAAGUGUGGUGGUGUAUUGAUAGAUUACAUAUUUGUCCUAACAGCAGCGCAUUGUGCUAAUCUGCAAGGUGUUCCUCCCUCUGUUGUUCUUCUCGGCGGUGGCGACUUGACCGAUACCACGAAGAAACCAGUUAAGGUUAUAGAUACCAUAAUACAUCCCGACUAUAAAAGCACUGAAUCAUAUCAUGAUAUUGCUUUACUAAAACUCGAUAAUCUACGAUAUUAUAAAAGUCCAAUAUGUGCCUGGAGUAUUUAUCCAUUGGAUAAUAUCAAUUUGACAGCAAUCGGAUACGGACACAUACAUUUCGCUGGUCCUAGUUCAGACAACCUUUUGAAAACCUAUUUGUCAGUGAUACCAAACAACGAAUGUUCAGCUUAUUUCCCGGAUGAAGAAUCUUUACCGCGUGGAAUUGUGGAGACGCAGUUAUGCGCACAGGAUUUUGUAAGACAAAGCGAUACAUGCCAGGGUGAUUCUGGGGGACCAUUAAUUUUAAACUCUGUAAGUCCCUACCAUAUUGUAACAUCAUUCGUUGUAGGUAUUACCUCUUUUGGCCGAGGCUGUGCCAUGGAUACUCCAGGUGUCUACACAAGAGUGUCGGAGUACAUAGAUUGGAUUGAAGAAGUUGUAUAUGCUGACAAAUAAAUAAAGCAAUAUGUAUUUAAAUAUUA